Messenger RNA from Zootermopsis nevadensis, 895 nucleotides. RefSeq lists its product as uncharacterized. NCBI's taxonomy places the organism in Eukaryota, Metazoa, Arthropoda, Insecta, Blattodea, Termopsidae. The record is from RefSeq and is a predicted model, not a curated record.
ACCACCUCACAACAAACAUACAAAUGCUAGUUCCUGGGUCCUUCGGCAGUCAUUCGUGUUUUCUUCGAGUACGUGGUUCGGCUCUCAACUAUCCUCAUCAUGAACAGGUUGUAUAUGAUGGCUGUUUUACUCCUUGGUCUAAUUGUGUUAGACGAGACACUUGGAGCACACCACAAAUCAAGCAAGGAAAGCAAAAAACAAAAGAAAAUAGAGGGAGAACCACGUGAAGCCAAGAAGAAGUACUCGGACGCUGCCGUAAAGCAACACAAGAGAAAAGCACGAGAAGCACCUGUUGAGAUUGAAGAAAACGAAGAGGAGAUUGAGGUUAAGGAGUUGUACAAGAGUAGGAAAGAAUCUAAAAAUGAGGAAGCACGAGCAGGGAAGUAUAAUAAAAAGGACAAGGCAAAGCAAAAACAGGGAGAGCAAUACGUUACCAAGGAGAAGAGGAAGCCAAAGGAACAGGAGGGCAAGGCAUACAAGAAAACGAAGUCGGAAGAGAGGAAGCCACUAAAGAGACAAAUUGUGGAACAGGAUGUUGAGACCGAAAUUGUAGAAAAUAAUGACGAAGACACUGAAGGUGAAGAGAUUUUGACAGAUUCCCCACAAACUCUUGUGGAAGAGAAUGAACUAGAAGUGGUAACGGUGCCAAACAAAUCUUGUAAAAUCAAACAAACCGUCGAAGACGACGUACAAGAAGAGGAGCCCGACGUAUUGGAGGACGAAGAGCCGAGUAAUAUUGAGUACGUCCCUGCCAAGAAGUGUUACUACAAGUAACAUUUGAAUUGUUCUGCUCUACAAGUAGCAAAUGUAUUUAUGGUAACUAGUUUUAUUGAAUUGCGUUGAAUUGUUUGAAUAGAUUUUCACUUGUUAUAACUGUAACGGCACACUGUUGAGU